AUGAACUCCCUUCGCACAGCGGCGGCGUCCCGUUCAUUACUGGCUGCCAUGGUCACCCGGCCAGUCUGUCUGGCAAGUGUGAUGAUUGCCAGACGGCCAACCACGGCGGUGGUGGCGCCGAGGCGACUGGGUCCGGGGUUGGGGCUGGUGGUGAGGACAAAGACGACAAAGAGCGCUCUUCACCUGCAGAUGAAUGCGAAGAAGAAGGCGGACGCGAUUGCGGAGAGGGAGAGGGAGAUGGAGAGGAAGAUGGAGGAGGCGAAGGUGCUGGGGGAGAGGUUGUAUUUGUGGAAUCACAUCCAGGCGAAUCAUGUGCUCUGGAGCACGACGAGGGAGCUGAGGGCGAAUAAAUCCCUGAGACAGGUCCAGUUCACGGGCAAAAAGAACACUCUGAUCAAGAUCCGCAAGGAUUACUGGAGGCCUAUGGCUACGAUUCAGUUCCCUGAGGGGGGAGGGGGCGGCGGGCCUUGGGAUGAUGGGGGGGAGGAGGCGAAGAGGUUGUUGAACUUGACCAAGAAGGAGAGGGGGAGGGAGUUGAAUGAUCAGAAGGGGAAUACUGUGGCGGAUAUGGCGUUUGUGCUUGGGGGUGGGGGGAAGGGGAACAAGGUUGCGAGGAAUUUUGAGGAGAUUAGGGAGUGGAGGGAGAAGAUUAGUGAUGAUAUGAAAAAAAGAAAAGAGUUGGAGAAGGAGUUGGAGGAGUUGGAGGAGAACAAGAUGAAGUUGGAGGAUACGCAGAGAGAGGUGCAAAGGAAGGUGAAGGACGUUACAGAGGGGGACGGGCAGCUGGAGGGGGAGGGGGAAGGCGGGGGGGAGGAUAUGGAGGUGAAGGAAACUAAAAAGAUCGCAAAGGUGAAGAAGCAGAUCGAGGAGGUUAAGAAGCAGAUCCAGGAGCUACAACCACUGGAGGAACCGGUCCCGGUACUUCACAAAGUCCGCGUGUUCUGGGCCAACGAGCUCGAUCACCACUUUGCCGAGAGCUGGCCAGACAACGUCGAGCAUGUUCUUGGCUUGCCGGAGGAUGAUUGGACAAACGAGGACUUGGAAAAGAUGAUCGCCAACCAGGAGAGGCUGGUGGACCUUCACGCGGUGUUGGCGGAGAAGAAGCUGGCGAAGAGGGAGGAGAAGGCGAAGUUGAAGGAGCAGCGUGCGGCGAAGAAGGCGAAGAAGAUGCAGCCGUUUUUGCCUACGCCUGAGGGCGAGACUGGGUGGAAGAGUAGACCAAGAGCGCCGAAGCCGUUCACGGGCAAGGCGCCCAAGUGGGCUAAGGAGGGUCUUUAA
This is a messenger RNA of Podospora anserina S mat+, 1278 nucleotides long. RefSeq lists its product as uncharacterized. The transcript is spliced from 3 exons. Bases 1 to 1278 code for a protein of 425 amino acids. The record is from RefSeq and is a predicted model, not a curated record. Gene Ontology annotation, cellular component: nucleus; mitochondrial large ribosomal subunit. Lineage: Eukaryota; Fungi; Ascomycota; Sordariomycetes; Sordariales; Podosporaceae. Gene Ontology annotation, biological process: positive regulation of mitochondrial DNA replication; DNA recombination. Gene Ontology annotation, molecular function: structural constituent of ribosome; single-stranded DNA binding; DNA strand exchange activity.